Adineta steineri is the source of this 975-nucleotide messenger RNA. Lineage: Eukaryota; Metazoa; Rotifera; Eurotatoria; Adinetida; Adinetidae. The record is from the annotation of a GenBank genome assembly.
AUGGAAGAGUUAGUAACAACUAUUGGUAUUGGAACAUUUAGUAGAGUUGUUUUAACACGUCAAUAUGUCGAAAAUUGUGAGAAAUAUUAUGCAUUAAAAAUGAUGGCUAUUCGAGAUAUAAUACAACUUAAACAAGUUAAUCAUGUUAAUAAUGAACGAAGUAUUCUCGCGACUAUUCAACAUCCUUCUAUUGUUCGUUUCUAUGGAUCUUAUCGUGAUAGUCGUUAUUUAUAUUUUUCAAUGGAAUUUUUACCAGGUGGUGAACUCUUUUCUUAUUUUCGUCAAGCUGGUCGUUUUAAAGGUUCUGCUAUCAGAUUUUACGCCUGUGAAAUUAUACUUGCCUUAGAAUAUUUACAUAACCUUUCCAUUGUUUAUAGAGAUCUUAAAUUAGAAAAUCUUGUACUCGAUGCUACUGGACAUGUUAAAUUAACUGAUUUUGGUUUUUCAAAAUACGUACCAGAAAGAACAUAUACAUUAUGUGGUACUCCAGAAUAUCUUGCACCUGAAAUGAUUCUUUCAACGAGUGGCCAUUCACUUGGUGUUGAUUGGUAUGCAUUAGGUAUUUUAAUUUACGAAUUACAUGUAGGGCGAACUCCAUUUGCUGGAACUGGUCAUCAAAAUCAUCCAUCACAUAUCUUUAUUAGAAUUUUACAUGCACCUAUUCCUUGGCCAAAUGUACCACCAUGUCAUUCGGAAAUUAUUGAUCGAAUGGGACGUAAUUUAAUUCGAAAGCUUCUUGAACGAGAUCGAACACGUCGUCUUGGAUGUAUGGCAGGUGGUGUCAAUGAUAUAAAACAACAUCGAUGGUUUAAACAAGUUUCAUGGGCAGAUAUUAUAGAACAAAAAAUUCGACCUCCAAUUAUACCCAUAGUUGAUCAUCCUGGUGAUACACAAAAUUUUGAAUUAUUUCAUGAUGAACCUCUUGAAGCAUCACAAUGUACAUUCGAAGAAUAUAAUUUAUUUGAUAAAUUUUAA